Molecule: messenger RNA, 919 nt
Organism: Mangifera indica (mango)
Lineage: Eukaryota; Viridiplantae; Streptophyta; Magnoliopsida; Sapindales; Anacardiaceae
Product: NDR1/HIN1-like protein 12
Exons: 4
Coding region: 278-886 (202 amino acids)
Biological process (GO): defense response to other organism
Source: RefSeq, a predicted model, not a curated record
AAAAUAAAGAGAAGCUGUUCAAACUUCGCUUGUCAGGCCCUUUGUCUUCAAUCUUUCCAUGCUUAGCACACUCUUUCAUUCUAUGAAGGGAAUUGCAGAGGCAUUCAGAGGAAUUUCGUGAAUGAUAAGAAGACACUAGAAUAAAGGUAUCUACAGAAGGUCCACCCAACCAACUUGAGUAAGAGUAACUGAGAAGAAGCAUUGUGUUUGGGCUUUGAAGUAAGAAGAGCCCAAACAAACAAAAGAAGGUAAAGCGCACCCUGAAAAAAAACCACCCAUGCAAGGCAACGCCAUCAAACCUCGUCCGCCUGUUCUCUACAAGGUCAUAGCAAUCUUCCUCCUUUUAGCAGGUGUCACAAUUCUUACACUCUGGCUCGUCUACCGGCCCUAUAAACCAAGCUUCCGUGUGGUUGGGGCUGCCAUUUUCGACCUCAACGCCACUUCACCACCAUUUAUUUACAUCUCCAUGCAGUUCACUCUCGUCACUAGAAAUCCUAACACGAGAGUUGACAUAAUUUACGAGAAAUUGUCUGCAUAUGUUUCGUAUCGAGACCAGCAAAUAACGCCACCCGUAACUUUGCCUCCGCUUUAUCACGAGACAAAGAGCACAGUGGCGAUGUCUCCAGUUUUGGGUGGUGUGCCUGUGCCUGUGUCGGCGGACGUGAUGAAUGGCUUGGUGAUGGAUGAGAGUUAUGGAGUGGUGAGCAUGAGAGUUGUACUUUUAGGCAAGUUAAGAUGGAAAACUGGAGCUAUAAGGACAGGGAGAUACGGAGUCUAUGUGAAAUGUGAUGUUUGGGUUGGUUUGAAGAAGGGUUUUGUAGGUCAAGUUCCUUUGCUUGGUGCUCCUCCAUGUGAAGUUCAGGCCAUAAAGCUGGUGUCGGCUUAACAGGGAUAAUGAAAGGCUCGAUCAUGUAGUGAA